Messenger RNA from Chara braunii, 4727 nucleotides. The record is from the annotation of a GenBank genome assembly. Lineage: Eukaryota; Viridiplantae; Streptophyta; Charophyceae; Charales; Characeae.
GCGGCUCCGCCGCUUCCCUUUUCGUGAAGCGACAUGCGAAUUCUGCCAAUCCUGCGUGAUGCGGCCGGAAAGGUCCCCCCAGCAGGGACCGCGCUCGACACUGGUGCGCUGAUCACUGAGUUUGGGUUUGCAGACGAUGUUACUCACUCUCUGGUGGAAGCCUACCGCGAGGAUCAAUUUAUGUUCGAGAUCACUCGCAGACUCGAGGCGAAGGACAAAAUUACUUCUGCCGAGUUUGAGUUGGUCAACGGUUUGUCGUUCCUUGAGAAGGCCGGGAAUAAACGUUUGUGUGUUCCCAAUAGGGAGUCUUUGCGUAGUUUAUUUUUAGGUGAGUGUCAUGAUGCCACCGGACAUUUUGGCUCCAAGAAGACUGCAGCCAAUCUGCUGCAGCGGUUCUGGUGGCCCACGAUGAUGAGAGAUGCCAAGUUGUACGUGGAGACUUGUCAGGUCUGCCAAAGAGACAAGCCCCGUACACAGGCCCCUCUUGGGCUCCUCAAGCCCCUUCCGAUACCGGAAAGGUCUGGUGAGAGCCUGUCCAUGGACUUCAUGGACACACUGGUCACCAGCAAGAGUGGAAUGAGACACAUGUUUGUCAUUGUGGAUAGGUUUAGUAAGUAUGCUAGGUUAGUUGCAAUGCCGGAAACAGCAAAGAUUGAGUACGUCAUUAGACUGUUCAAGGAGAACUGGGUCAGAGAUUUUGGAUUGCCAAAGUCUAUCGCCGAUAUUAGGCGCAUUGCGCCGGAAGGCUGUACGGCUUGGGAUGCCGUGGCGAUGGCGGAAUGUAUGAUUGGUGAUGAGAGCAUGCUGAUGUGGCAUUUGGCUGAGGUGGCACUGCAUUGCAUUGUGGCUGGUACCGAGGCUACGACCGGUCAUCAAAUGCACACACACUCAGCUCAAUUGGUGAGAAAUCUGUGGUUGGGGACAGCUAUCUCCAGCGGGUCAGACACCGAUGAGGGUAGAGUUGACGAUGUGAGGCUGACACGUUCGAGAUCACUUAGGGUCCCGCACGUGUAUCAGGCCCUACGGUCGGGGGACGAAAGACGGCUUCGUGCCGAAGCUAGAGCCCGUGCUUACGCAGCAGCGAGGGAAACGGCACUAGCUGCAAGUCAGGCGUUGGCAACAGCAAACGCCGCAGCUAGGGAACGGGCAGCAGCAGCAGCCACUGCAGCAGCAAUGGCUACCGCGGCAGCAUCCUCUGCUGCAUCCUCGUCUCGGACCCAAUUGGGAAUGCCCCCUGGGCCCACGGGUACUUCCGGAUCAGUAGGUUCUAAUCAGUCCACAAGUCAAAUGGCGGGCUCGCAGUUCAAUCCGUUGACCCCAUGCGGCAGGGAGCUAUUAGAGCUCCAACAAGUCGAAAGGAUCCGCGCUCGGUUAGAGAGGGAACUGAAGCAAGCAACCGAUAGAGAAAAGGAGAUCAAAAAUAGAACAGCUAGGCUUGAUACGUUAGAGGCAGACAAAGCUACAUUAGAGGGUUUCGACGAGUCAGUCAUGUCUGAUGAAAUGAAAGUGUUGAAGGCCAGCAUACUGUCGCUGCAUGCGCACGUGGACAGUAGGUUGGAUUUUAUGCAGAAUUUCUUGGACCAAAUCUUGGACCUUCUGCAAAGGCCAGGAUUACGUCCAGCAGCACAGUCGCCGUUGCUGUUAACGGCGAUGUCAGGCCCCUUUCCGGUACAAGCUGACACACAACCAAGUGGUACGUCUGCAGCAGCCGCACAGACUGUUGCUUCUUCUUCUUUUGGUCCAACGGCUGGAGUUACACCACAGCCGCAACAAACUGUUCCACCACAGGGACAGCAGCAAAGUCCAUGGUACCCAAAGACCCCAAUGAAACCGCCCCUUGCCUUCUCCGGUGUGAAGAAGGACGAGGAACUCAACACUUGGUUGAGAACAGUUCCAAUGUGGGUAAGGACAAAGAGGACAUUGCAGGAGGAGGAGGUGAUUACUGCUGCAUCUUACCUUGAGGGUAAGGCAACCAAAUGGCUGGAUGGGAUAGUAGCGAAGGCCGGGUUCGGACGACGCAUGGCAGACUGGGGUAAGACCCUCCCUUUAGAAGAGUUCUUGGAUAUGGUAGAAGCUCGCUGGCAUAAUCCGCAGGCGAUGUUGAGACUGGACCAGCGAAAGUACAAGUCAGUCAGAGAGCUAAUGUCUACCGUAAAGAACCUCAUCGUCGUUCCGGGUAUACGCUACGAUGACCAGGUCUUAUUGACCAUGUUUCUAAGAUGUAUGCCCGAGAAUCUCAGGACUUUGUUGGCCAGCGAGGCUCGCCUCGAGUAUCAUUCCUUUGAUACCUUCUCUAGAAAGGCCUUAGAUUUGGAGGCUACUCUAGGAAGUGCUCAACCUACUCCAGUAGAUGGGAGGAAGAAGAAGAGUCCUCAGGAAUGGAAGAAGAAGGGUAGUAGAUUGAUGAUGGUUGAGUCCGAUGGGACUCAAACUGAAAUCAAAGAACUUACCGACCUGAUAGGCGGUUCAGAGUACGAUGGCGAGGAAGUAGCUAAGGGUAGCACCCUCGCCGGAGUUGUAAAGACUAAGGCAGGUGGCCGAGCCUUAGAAGAUGUAGAAAGUGAGUGGUCAAGCAAGGACCCUCGCGAAUCUUGGGUGGCACUAAGUAAAGGUCCUAGAGGGGAACAUUUCGUCGUGGAAGUUGUUGUAGGAGGCCGCAAAUAUGGUGCCUUCAUAAACAUCGGCUCCACGCGGAAUUACAUAAGUCGCGACUGUUUGGAAAGGCUGCACCUAAAGGACCAGGUACAACACCUUAGUAGACCGGUAGCAUCUACUUUGGCCAACAAGGAGCGCAUGGUUGUCACAGACUAUAUCAAGGAUGUAGUCUAUACCUUCUCCUAUGGAGGAGGGGAACUUAAUCACAAGAUUUCGUUUCUGGUUAGCGACGACUUACCAUUUGAUAUGUUGUUAGGAAUGUACUACCUUGAGGUUGCCAAGCCCCAGUUUGACUGGGACAAGAAGGUGCUAAAGCAUAAGUUGCCUGAUGGAAGGACCGUGAGACUGGCUAAGUACAAGGCCAAUAGUUUAAUAGAAACCUAUGGCUGCUUGUGUGCAUCAGCGUUCUACAAUUACUAUAAACAGAACCAAGAGGAGGGUAUGUACCUAGUGUAUGUCUCUGAGAAAGGGGAGGCCGUUAAAACACCCCCACAGAUAGAACACGUCGUUGCUAAGUUCCCUGAUCUGUUCAAAGAGCCCACAGGAGUCGUAGAUAGGGAGAUUGUCCAUGCCAUAGAAAUGAUUCAAGGGAGUAAAACCCCAAAGGGAAGGAUCUAUAGGAUGGCUCCGGCCGAGUUGCACGAACUUCGGCGACAACUGAAAGAGCUGACAAAAAAGGGUUGGAUACGGUCGAGUACUUCCCCCUUCGGAUCUCCAGUGCUAUUUGUACCAAAGAAGGGGGGAACAUUGAGGAUGUGCAUUGAUUACAGAGGCCUCAAUGCCAUCACAAUGAAGAACGCAGAGCCUCUACCUCGCAUAGACGACCUAUUGGAUAGGGUGCAGGGAUGUAAGUACUAUAGCAAGAUAGACUUAAAGUCCGACUACCAUCAGAUUGCUAUAAGACCUGAGGAUCGGCACAAAACUGCAUUUCAGACUAGAUACGGUCUGUACGAGUUUGUGGUGAUGCCCUUUGGCCUUUGCAAUGCGCCGGGUACAUUCCAGCACGCCAUGAAUAGGAUCUUCCAUGACUACUUAGAUAAGUUUGUCGUCGUGUACCUUUACGAUAUUCUCAUCUUUAGUAAGUCUGUCGAGGAGCAUGCACAGCACGUAGAGACUGUACUAUCACUCCUGCGACAGCACAAGUAUAAGGUCAACCUAGAGAAAUGUGAGUUUGGACGCACUAGGAUCUUGUACUUGGGUCAUGAGGUAUCCGCGGAAGGAAUUAGGCCGGAAGAUGCGAAGGUGGCUAGUAUCGGGGACUGGCCACGACCUCCGACUGUUACUGAGGUCAAAUCUUUCUUAGGGAUGUGCAACUACUAUAGGAACUUUGUGAAAAACUAUUCCACAGUCGCCUCUCCUUUGACUGAUCUAACUCGACUUGACACGCCAUGGGACUGGAGUGACGAGUGCGCGGCUGCUUUCAAACGAUUGAAGCAUGCACUCAUGAAUCAUGAGGUUCUCAUGGUGCCCGAUCCUCAGAAGCCUUUCAUUGUGACCACUGACGCAAGCCAAUACGGCAUUGGCGCAGUGCUGGCUCAACAGGAUGGGAAGAAGUUGAGACCGAUUGAGUAUAUGAGCAAAAAGAUGCCAUCAAAAAAACUGGCAAAGUCCACCUAUGAAAGGGAACUCUAUGCUCUCUACAAGGCACUUGUCCAUUGGAGGCACUUUCUGUUGGGACGGUUUUUCUAUUUGAGAACUGACCAUCAGACCCUUAAAUGGAUCAAGACUCAACCGACUCUUUCUGAUGCACUAAAGCGCUCGAUUGAGGUCAUAAAUCAGUAUGACUUCAAGCUAGAGUAUCUAAAGGGAGAGUACAACAAGGUUGCAAAUGCGCUAUCACGUAGGGCAGACUACCUAGGGGCGCUAGCUUCUGAGUUUGGUGUAUCUGAGGAAGUAACUCAAUCGUUGGUGGGAGCCUAUCAGGAAGACCCUAUCACGAUGGACAUUAUACGCAAACUUCAGGCGAAAGAUAAGGCCGCAUAAGAUGAGUUUGUGAUGGUGGACGGGCUAUUCUUUCUUGAUAAGGCCGGAUUUAAAAGAUUACUUAUUCCAUCUAGUGAGCAUUUGCGCAG